AAACACAAAACCGUAGUCUUUCAUUCCGUGCUGGGCACAUCAAACAAUUCAAGAGGGAGAAAGUUUUGGAUUCCGUUUGAAGUCUGCGUCAAUACUCAAUUCAUUCAUUCCACUUCUGUCGUCGCUCAUAGUUUCGCCGAUCUCCACCGUCUCAUCAAUUCUUCCCUUAUUCUUGGGUCAAACCCAAAAUUAAUUUUUAAUUCAAGUAAUAAUUCACAUCAACAUUCUUGUCCCAUCGCAUGAUCACACUUUCUUUCAUCUGUUUCCGCUUCUGGGUUCUCCUCUUCCUUUCCUGGGUCGGGGUAUUUUGAAAAAAAAAAAUUGAUUUUUUUUUAUCAAUUGAUGUAUAUUGUUGGUUGAAGUGAUGCUGGACUUCAGGGAAAGUUCCACUGUAAAGGGGUCACUCGGGUUUUGGGGUUUGGGUUUUUGGGGUUAAUUUUGCGGUGGUCAAGAUGCAACGCAAUAGUACUGCUGAGUUGGAGGAAGGAGAGGCUUUCUAUUGUUAUGAGGAUGAGGAUGAUGACAACAUUGACCUUGAUUCUCUCUCUUACAUUGAUGAGAGGAUUCAGCAUGUUCUGGGUGAUUUCCAAAAGGAAUUUGAAGGAGGUAUUUUUCCCGAGCGUUUGGGUGCAAAAUUUGGUGAUUAUGGCUCCUUUUUACCCACCUAUGAACGCUCGCCUCGGUUGCGAUCAGGUCCAAAGGCUCCAGAAAAACCCAAUAGUUCACAAAAAAUUCCCAGCAAUAUCCACACCACGGCUGCAAUUUAUAACUCAAGAGCACCUCCAAAUACGACUCCUUCCACGAGGCUUGGAACUGCUUCCCCUAUUGUUCUUCCAUCUCGAGAUACAGGAGUGCCUUCAGAGAAGAACACAGGAAUUUCCUCGAAUAGAGUAACAGGGAAAUGUAGUUUGAAAGAGGACUUUGCAAAUAAGGCAGAAAAGUUGACCAACCAAAGAACGCCACAAAUCAAAGUAAAAUCAGAUAGCUUAGCAAAAAAGAAUGCUGCAAUUUACAGUGGACUUGGGCUUGAUGACUCUCCAUCCUCUUCGACAGAAAACAGCCAAAAGGAAAGUGAAGAUUCGCCACACUUAUCUCAAGAGAUGCCUGAAGAAUCUUGCACAAGCAUUAUUCAGGUUAUGACUUCUUUCACUAUCCCUGGAGGUGUGCUAAUAUCACCUCUACAUGACAGUCUACUCAACUUGAUUAGAAAGGGAAAAGGCCUUGGAGACAGUAGACCCAUGUCUUCUCUUAAUGGUCAUCAGGAGCAUUAUUCCAUGUCUACUGAUGAAUCAGAUUCCUUGGUUGGGGAUUCACAUUUGUUGAAGAAAAGGAAACUGACAGUGGUAGACCAAAGUGAAAAGCAUCAUAUGAAUGGUAACUGUUAUGAGAACGACAUGACAUUUCAUACGAAGAAAAGAUUAGCAAAUACAACUCCAGAUCGUAAGGACUUUCUGUCUAAUGGUCUGAGAUGCACACCACUGUCAAGUUCAAUUUGUGAUGCUGGUGAAACAGCAGAAGUCGCUGGUAAGGCUAUUGAAGUAUCCAAGGAGGUCAAUAAAAAUGGUGUGGAAUGUAGAAUGGGUUCCAUAGAAGCAGUGAAGGAGGUUUCAUUGGAGUCAAUAUCUGAUCAGGAUUUUGACAAGGUUGUGAAACGAAAUACAGGAAGUAGCUUUGGGAAAAAAGUGUUAGAGCAUAAAAUGGAAAUGUCUCAGGAUAACAAUUCUGCUGAUCCUAAGAAUAGUAGAAAGUGUAACACUUCUGCUAUUUCGAAAAGGGUUAACUCUAAUGAAAUGAAACGUAAGGUGGAUCAAGAUACUCAAAAGUUUGAGACUAAUCAGACCAAGGUAAAAUCUGCAAGCAAGAACAACUUAAAAGGCGAACAGGGACCUGGAAAAGUUGUGGCCGAUGCCAAAAAAGGUGUCACUGGUUCUAGUAAUAAAGCAAUGGUAAAUGAUAGAAAGAGUACUGGCAUUGGUGUUGUUUCUUCUAAAAUUGAAAUGCAUAAAAUGAAACUGAUGGAUAAUAAGGUGAGAGAUUGUGACAGAGGUUUACUGAAAAGAAAAAAAUUACAAUUGAAGCUUUAUGGAAUAGAUCCAACUGAUGGGCCUCCCCUUAAUAAGGAUACAGUAAAUGCUGACCUUUACCAUGUUAAAAAGAGUGCAAAUGAGGUUAAAGUAAAGGAAAAACCAAGUGGCAAUAAAGUUGUUUAUCAGUUGUCUGCUGUGCCAUGCGUAAAAGAUGCUCCAGGCACAUUUCCUGUUGCUGAAAAUAAACCCACUUCUGAGAUGGUUCUGUCGGCAGCAGCAGCACCUCAACUUAUUGAAGAAGAUUGGGUUUGCUGUGACAGUUGCCAGAAAUGGCGGCUUCUACCUAUGGGUUUAAAGCCAGAGCAGCUUCCAGAGAAAUGGUUGUGUAGCAUGCUAUAUUGGCUGCCUGGAAUGAAUCGGUGUAACAUCAGCGAGGAGGAGACAACAAAAUCACUUUAUGCUUUAUAUCAAAUGCCGAUUUCUGAGGGUCAAAAUAACAUGCAAAGCCAUGUCACUGGACCCGAAAUUGGAGUGAAGUCUGUUGAUACUCUACAACUUUUCCAUGUUGACAAAAAGUCCAGUUCUGAUGUAAUGCUUGACCGGGGAAACAAGAAACAUGGUAUUAAUGAAAAGGCAAAGCCAGGACUCAACAUUGACAGGCCUCAGUUGUCAAAUACAGUAAAGAAUGGUCAACAGUCAAAUGUUAAAAAUAGAAGCUUGAAUGACAUGAAUCAGCGGUCUGCAGACUCAAACCGUAUGAAGAAAUCUAAUUCUCAAUAUUUGAACAGGUUGAACAAUUUGAUAGAAGAUAAAAAAGCGCUUAAGGCAAAAGAAUAUCAAAUUAAUGGAGGUGACAAACAGGUUAGAUUGAAGCGUAAGAUGGAGGAUAAUCAACAUGGAUCUGGAACUCAUAAGAAAUCUAAGAUUGAAGUUGUUGGCAAUGCUGAUAAACAUCUGAAACACGGUAUGGACUAUAAAAAGGUGGGUCUAAACUCAAGAAAUGACUUACCAACAAAGGCUAGUGGGGAAAAUACGACGAAAUAUGAUGAUUAUUGUUCGUCUGAUGAUAACAAGUUUGUAGUUCCGGUAAAGAAGGGAGAUCGGGCACAGUUUUCAUCUGAUGAUGGUUCGUUGGAUGCUACAAAUAGUAGGCAAAGUGGUUCGGUCAAAGAAAGAAAAAUGAGUGAUUGGCGGGAUAAUGAGAAACAUAACAAAACAUUGUAUAUGGAAGGUGACAUGCAUCGUGUUAAAAACAUCAAUGUAAAUAAGAAACAGAAGAAGUAUACAGUUUUGAAUACAGAGGCAAAACCAGUAAUUGAAAGUGAUGACGAAUUUAUUAAAGAAAGUGAGAUGAAGCGUGCUUUCUUGCCAGACAGCAGGGACAAAAUGUCUACUGGGACAGAGGUGAAAAGUGAUAUCAAUAUGGCCCACCAGCCUAGAAAGCACAAAAAAAAUGUUGCUUCUUACCAAGCUUUGGAUUGUUUUGAUACAUCGGGUGGGGAUUUAGGCUCUGGAAAAUUUUCAUUGGCAGCAACUUCAAGUUCUUCUAAGGUUUCUGGGUCUCACGAAGCUAGAACUAAGCUUGAAAAGGCCAUAGGCUCACCAGUAGAAUCUGUUACCUCAUCACCUUUGAGGACUUCCAACAUCGAGAAAUGUACUUUUGCUGCAGGGUUGGACACAUCAGAAAAAGAUGAUGCUAGAAAAGGUGGUUUAUCAAUAAAAAAAUUAGAUAGUAGGGAGAAAAAGUUAUCAGUAAAAAAGGAGAGAGUUUCAAAUGACAUACAUCUUGCACGUGUUAAUUGUGGCAGUGGUUCACAUCAUGAAGAGAAAAUGAACAAGAGUAAUAAGGAAAAUGCACUUUCUUGGCAGAAAUCUGGUAGGCUCACAUCAUUACGGGUCAAGCAAAAGGUUAGAACUUCUGGUUCUGAGGUGAGUAGGGAUAAGAUGAAGGUUUCAGUAUCAGCUAAUGAUUUUUCCAAAAAUGGUCUGAGUUAUGAGUCAGCAGUUCAUCCUAAUAAUCACACUUCUGGUACUGAGACAAGUCAUGAUGUUAAGAACGUCUUUCUGAAGUCUAAACACAAUAUUGACAACCUUAGCAAGCAAAAUCCUUCAAGGGAUUGGUCAGAUGAAACUGGAAAACAAACUGAGCCAAAACAAAAUGAUUUUGGGAAUCCAAUUUUGAAAAGGGAAACUUUACAUUUGGGUUCUAGAACUGCACCCAAAUCGCAAAAAGGAGAUAUGUCUAUUGGGCAUCCGGUCCAUGCAUCUGGCAACGGUGAUGUUCCUAGGCUUGUGAGAAAUGCAGUUGAUGUUAGUUGCAAGGCUGGAGUUGAUCACAGUUCAGGAAGUUUAGUACCUGACAGACAGCUCAGUGGGUCAAGUCCCGUGACAACAAAUUCUAGCCAAACUGCCUCUGGCAUUCUGGAAGAAGCCACAAAGCUAAAGGAUUCUGCAGAUCAUUAUAAGAACUCUGGUUUUGAGUUUGAAAGUAACGAGACUUAUUUUAAAGCUGCCUUAAAGUUUCUGCACGGAGCAUCACUUAUAGAAAAAUCCCACAGUGAAAUUAGCAAGCAGGGAGAGAUGAAUCAAAUGCAAAUUUAUGCUGCUACAGCUAAACUUUUUGAAUCCUGUGCCCAUAAAUAUGAAAGACGCCAAGAAAUGGCCGCAGCUUCCUUGGCCUAUAAAUGCAUGGAGGUGGUAUACAUGAGAUUGGUUUACAAUAAACAUUCCACCAUAAACAGGGAUCGUGAUGAGUUAAAAUCAAUUCUACAAAUGGUUUCUCAAGGUGAAUCUCCUUCGUCUUCUGCAUCUGAUAUUGAUAAUUUAAAUAACGUGGGGGCAGUGGAUAGGACUACUUUGACAAGGGGUUCUAGUACUCUUGCUGCUAACAAUCAAGUCAUAUCUGCUCAGAAUCGCCCAAAUAUUAUCAGGCUUCUUGAUUUUACUCAAGACAUAAAUUUUGCAAUGGAAGCUUCCAGAAAAUGCAAGAGCAGUUUCAUGGCUGCUAAUUUGAACAUGGAUGAAGCACGGAAUAGGGAUUGCCUAACUUCGAUUAGGAAGGUUAUUGAUUUCAGCUUCCAAGAUGUAGAUGAGCUUGUACAUCUGGUGAUGAUAGCAACAAAAGCAAUAACUCGAGCUGGUCUUGGUGGUGUUAGAGAUUAACUUGAUACUGUAUAUAAUACUUUUUUGGGUUUCUCUGAGAGAAGGUGCCCUGAAAGGACGUGGCUUAAGGAUAUCUACAUACGAAAGCUGGCACCUGGAAACCUGCUAAAUAUGUUACCCUUGUGUACAUGUGUACAAAUGAGAUCAUUAGCAAAUUUUGGAAUCUAUUUUUAAUAGCUCAAGUUCUUAUUGUGAAUAGGAUCAGAAUUUUCUCACCCUUAAAUUUUAUGGGUUAGAUAGAACGUAGUGACUCCUUCUUAUUAAGUGACUGAGGAUGGAUAUCAUGUAAUUGUUCAGUGCUACAUUCUUUGCUCCACUGAUUUGGAGCCACAGGAAAAAACAAAUAAAACCGUGAAAUGUUAGCCAACCAGUUUUU
This is a messenger RNA of Vigna umbellata (rice bean), 5565 nucleotides long. Its product is annotated as cysteine-tryptophan domain-containing zinc finger protein 3-like. The record is from RefSeq and is a predicted model, not a curated record. Gene Ontology annotation, molecular function: zinc ion binding. Lineage: Eukaryota; Viridiplantae; Streptophyta; Magnoliopsida; Fabales; Fabaceae.